Lactuca virosa is the source of this 1632-nucleotide messenger RNA. NCBI's taxonomy places the organism in Eukaryota, Viridiplantae, Streptophyta, Magnoliopsida, Asterales, Asteraceae. The record is from the annotation of a GenBank genome assembly.
UGAGGAUCUUUAAUCUCUCUCGGACUUCCGGGAACACAAUUUAUCCAAUUUAUGCACGGAUUGUACAGAUAACCGAGGAAGCAAAUUGGUAUCAAGGACCGUAACAUCGUGUGUUCCUCCUUUAGAAUCCCAAAUCAACAACCAAAUGGCCAAUCUUGAUGCCGGUGAAACAAUCAUACCGGUGCUUUCCUUCUCCGACUUCCCCGAAGACGUUCAGCUCUGCAUCCUGUCUUUCCUCACUCCAUCCGAGAUCUCCUCAUUCGCCUGCACCUCAAAGCAAUUCCUCUCCGUCUGCCGGAGCGACUCCAAGCUAUGGUUUUCGAUGUGCGAUCGUCGAUGGGGAUCCAAGACCCAAAUCAAAAAAUGGGGCUCUGGUAUGAUCUCGUUCAAGCAUCUCUACAAAACGCUACACGAAUACGAAAACUUGAUCGGAUUCUGGCGUCUUAGCAGCAGCGAAAGCCAAGCCAGGAGCCCCAACGCAAUUCCUAACCAACCACCGGCGUUGGUCUUUUUCGAGUGGGGUUCAUCCUUCAUUACCGGCUGUAGGGUUUCACCUUCCAACACCGCUAGUUAUAACGUCGUAAAGGCCCCCUUUCUAUGGAUGGGUAUUUCUCCUAAAGGUGAAAUUGUUAAUUUUCUUGAACCCAAUUCCCAACUAAAAUUGGAUUCCAGUUCGAUCGCCCUCGUUCAGAAUGAUCUAAUUUCUUCUCUGGGAAAUGAAUUGGUUUCCGUGGAUGUUUUUCAUAAGGAGGAUCACAUUGUGAUCGAAGAACGUGUUAGCUUUGGGAAUCUAAAUGUACUGAAUGAAGAGACGCGCGUGUUUGAAAGUGGAUCCCCUCCGGACAGGAUAACCUCUGAGCUUUAUCAGUACUUUGCAAACCGGACGAGUCCAGGAGGAGAAAGAGCCUGGAGGAGACAGAGGAGGAGAGAAAGAGAGAGGCGGGGGAAUAAGAAAUGGGACUCUGCGGAUUUUGUUAAGAUUGUCGAUUGCUCUCCAACAACUUUAAGGCCUUUGCAGGGUCUUUGGAAGGGAUUUUGUGAAGAUGCAAAUUUGGACUUCUUUCUUAUGACAUAUAACGACAUUGGUGUUAUAACAUGUCGAAGGAUUGGAGACUCGUGCAAACCUUUCUUCAGUUAUGCACCAGUUUUUUGGACCUCAAACACUGAAUCUCCAUUUUCUUCUGAAGAAGAAUACAUAUAUGAUACCCGUGAACAUCUUCUGCCACCGGGUCAUCUGCUGUGCUCAGAAAAGGAAGCCGUGUCACGCAUUCUUUACAUCGAUUCAAGCUAUGAUCUGGUGAUACCAGGAUUGUCAACUGUUAAUCCUCAUCAGGCGGAGGGAAGGAUUUGGCAGUAUGGUGAUGGCACAUUUGGAUUUGGGUUUCUUCGUGAUAAUCACAUCAUAGACCUAAGGCACAUUGCAGUGGAUGGAUGCCUAUUAGAUGCAACAGAAUCUUUGUAAUAAAUAGUUGAUGCUCCUUGCUUAGAUUAGUAUUUACUAUUUACUAUUUAGUAAUGUUGUAAUUCACACAUCUGAAUUAGAUCCGGGCUAUCCUAGUGAUCUACAUUCGACUGUGUAGAUAAAUAAGUUAAUUCCUUCACUUAACUGUAUGUUCAGUUUAUUUAUUCUGC